Aplysia californica (California sea hare) is the source of this 4698-nucleotide messenger RNA. Its product is annotated as ADP-ribosylation factor-binding protein GGA1. The coding region runs from base 34 to 2193 and encodes 719 amino acids. NCBI's taxonomy places the organism in Eukaryota, Metazoa, Mollusca, Gastropoda, Aplysiida, Aplysiidae. Gene Ontology annotation, cellular component: trans-Golgi network. Gene Ontology annotation, molecular function: phosphatidylinositol binding; ubiquitin binding; small GTPase binding. The record is from RefSeq and is a predicted model, not a curated record. Gene Ontology annotation, biological process: vesicle-mediated transport; intracellular protein transport. The transcript is spliced from 17 exons.
CUUCGAUAAAUCAUAUCAUAUGACACGAUCAAAAUGGCGACGUCCGACGACACUCUGGAGAUCCUGCUCAACAGAGCCACUGACCCAUCUAUGAAAGAGGAAGACUGGGAUAAAAUAACAGCAUUUUGUAAUAAAGUGAAUGCUGAGUUAGAAGGUCCACUUCUAUCAACUCGUCUGAUUGCUCACAAGAUCCAGUCUCCUCAAGAGAAAGAGGCUUUGUUUGCUUUGAGUACUCUGGAGGCCUGCGUCAAUGAAUGUGGCAGAUACUUCCAUCAAGAAAUUGGAAAGUUCAGAUUUCUGAAUGAGAUCAUUAAAGUUGUGUCUCCAAAGUAUUUAGGUAACAGAACCGCAGAGAGAGUAAAGACAAGAUGCAUUGAAACCUUGUACAGCUGGCAUAGAGGGCUCACACAUGAACCGAAAAUCACAGAAGCAUAUAAAAUGUUGAAAGCUCAAGGCAUAAUCAAGGAAGAUCCAACUUAUGUUGACAAAACCUUCAGCCCUUUUCCCCCUCUCAAACCAAGGAAGGCGGACUUUGAAGAUGAUGAGAAAGCCAAGACUUUGGAAAAACUGUUGAGAAGUAAAAACCCUGACGACUUACAAGCUGCAAACAGACUCAUAAAGAACAUGGUGAAAGAGGAUAUGGAAAAGACAGAGAAAAGAUCUCGCAGAAUAAAUGAACUGGAGUCUGUCAGAAAUCAAGUUAAGCUGUUGACAGAAAUGAUAAGUCACUUUUCAGCUGCAUCAUCAUCAAAGGAAGAUAUGGAGAUGAUGAAGGAACUCUUUGAGAAUCUUGAGAAACAAAGGCCAAGUUUGAUCAGACUAGCCAGUGACACUGAUGAAAACGACAAUGAUGGAAUAAACGACAUUCUUGAAGCAAACGACUCUGUCACUCGAGUGAUGACCAUGUACAAACAGACUGUCGAGGGGGUGGCUCCUGCUGGAGAUUACUCGGCUGGUGCUAAAGAUUCAUCAUUACUUGAUCUUGGGCUGGACUCUGGUGCUAACAGAGCUGUGGGCAAUACAGCGGGCAACACACCUGCAGCCGCAUCCUCAUCAGCUGCUCUCUUGGAAAAUGAUUUUAAGAGUCUAGGUCUUGGUGACAUGAAUGAGCUUGGAUCAAUAUUUAACAGCGCUCCAGGAACACAAAGUCAGCAGCAACAACAACAGCAAGCCAUGGCUUCUUCAGUGCCAGUGGCCCAGGCCCCAGGCUUUGGCAUGCAAGCAACUCCUUACGGCUUUGGGCAACAAGGCUUUAUGGGACUGGCCACUGCUCAGCCUCCCCAGGGGGCGUCGGCUGCGUUUCCUCAAGGCCCACCUCCAGUGUAUAGUGCUAUCUCUCACAACGUUGGUCCCACGUCGUCAUCUUCAGCUGCCAGUGCCAAUCCCCCCGCCAAUCUGGUGAACUCAAAUGGAGCCACGUGGACGGCAGCCACAGCGUCAGGAGGGAAAGAAUCAUCAAACACAAAUUCCAGCCUCGCUGAUCUGGAUAUCUUAGAUAAAUCUCUUCAAGACUACAAGCUUAAUAAAGAAACAUUCCCCGUUAAGACGCCCCAAGUGAAAAUGUCGCUCAAUCAGAUGGGCUCUGUUAAAUCUUCGGAAGCAACCUCAUCAGGAACAUCACCAGCAUCUGCGUUUCAACCUCCGCCCUCAUCUAUCAUGGUGGGACAAGUUCUACAACCCAACUCCCCAAGCGAUGGCCUCCUCAAACCAACAGUCUCCUCGAAUGGAGAUUUCACAGCAAUGGUGUCUGCUCCCCCUGAACCCAAGCUAGACCUACUGCCCCUCACCGAUGUGUUUGUACCUCUAGAGAAAAUUCAGCCAGCUCCAGGCAUUCCGUCUGUGACUGCUUAUGAAAAGAAUGGCUUGAAAGUGGUGGUACAUUUUGGCAAGGAUCGCCCCAGGCCUGAUGUGUUGACCAUGGUCGUCUCAAGCCUGUCGACAAGUUCAAGUCCCAUCACGGGAUUCAUUUUCCAAGCUGCUGUUCCAAAGACAAUGAAAGUGAAGUUACAGCCUCCAUCCGCAUCAGACUUUCCUGCACACAACCCGAUCCUUCCUCCCACGGCUAUAACGCAGGUCAUGUUAGUGGCAAACCCGAAAAAGGAGAAAGUUCGCUUGAAGUACAAGUUAUCAUACACAGCUGAUGGGAAGCAGGUUUCAGAUGUUGGUGAUAUUGAUGGCAUUCCUGUUCAAUGAAAACAAGUUUAUGAUGAUAUAUGUUUAGAACUGAACCGUGCAGAUUCCCUUUAUGGAAGGAUGUUGGGCUUUUAGCUCUUACAAGGUUGUUGUUUUUUUUGUUGAGAUGAUAGAGGCACUCAAGUGGUUUGUUUAUACAAGUAUUUGUCAGUCUUUGCAUGUCUGAUGUCUGCACUUGUGGGGAGAAUUGUGUAUUUCUCGGAUCUUUUUUGUAUUGUAGUCUUUUGUUUCUUAUUUGCUUGAUUUGUUCUGUUAGAAUAUGAUGACACUUUUCCUGCCUUUCUUUCUUCUGUGAUUUCAAUACUCAUGUCAGAGGUCCAGCAAUCAUAUAUCGACUUCAUUACCUUAUCAUGCAAAAUGUAUACACAGUCAACGCUGAUUAAGUUGAUUUGAAUGGUUUUUGAUAAUGGCGUCACAAUAUGUUGCGUAUCACAUUUAUAUUGAGUAUAAAUAAUCCUCUGUUAUUGUUCUGUGCUUUUAAUCAGUACGUGCAGUACGUGGGUGUCAGUGAUUGUUGUAUAUAUAGCUGUGAUGUCACUUCACAUAUUUAUUAUAAUAUCACUGAACAGAGAUUUCUUUUAUCAAUUCGCAAGGGCCUGUCGAAGAAAAGUUGAGCUUUUAAAAAUGUUUUCCUUGGAUAAGGAAAGGAUACAACAUUCUUUUAUAUUAAGAGUAAAGUUUGAUUUUGUGAAUAUUAACUCACUCAGUUCUGGCUAUUUUAGCACUGCAUAUACCUGUUUAAAUUCUUUGUCAAGGAUAUUUUCUAAAUUCUGUGCUUCAGCAGUUUUUACAUAGGCCAAUACAUCGAGUGUUUUUUCUUAACUUAAUUAAGAGUAUAUGAAAGCUAAGAGAAUUGAGAUAACUUGUGCAUGUAUUUUCUAAUGGAUUUUUUAAAAUCGGGAUCAAAACUGCGAAAUUCUGAUGCUUGGAGCUCAUGGUUUAAAUAAUUAUUUUUUACAGUCAAAGAAGAAAUAAUAGCAUGUAGAACAGACAGGAUUUAUAGUGUUUUCACUCACCAUCACAGUAGAGAUCUGAUUUACUGAUGAGAAGAAUAUUGGAUGAAAAAAAUGAAGGGAAGAAUUUUUUUUGUAUAGUUGUGGCAAACAUUCUCCCACAAGAGUUUGUCUCCAAUAAUCGAUGUCAGCAUGACUACUCGGUUAGCACUUGUUCGAUUUAUAUUUCACACGCACCUCUCAAAAGAAGGUUGAAUGCGUUUUUACAAAGGCCCAACGCUACCACUAUGUUUACAUCAGGAAUAAAUUCCAGCAUCUAAGAGAGUACGGCCAGGGGUAGCGCUACGGGGCCGUUAAACAUUUUCACUCACAGCAGGUGCAGCAGCGCGGGGUACUGAGUGAGUCGUGUAUAUUGUGUCCUUUGUUCAUGGUGAUUGUGCAAUUUCAUGCUACCGGAUAGCAUGCGCUUUCUGUUGUCUUGUUUUUUUUCUCUCCAACGUGGUGGCCUGUAAGGGGAUAUGAUCUUUCCUGCUUUGUUAGUGAUGAAAUGCUGUACCAUAAUUGGGAGGCUGAGGCACCUUUUAGAAAAACAAAUUUAUUGUUAAGUCCAGGCCCACAUGUUUGGGGGUUGGUUAAAAAAGCCAGGAAUUUAUUCCUUCGAAAUUGUACCUUGUUCUUACGUUGGAUUCAUAAAUUUCUCGUCAUAAACUGUGUCAUUAGUUGUAAAUUAUCUUUUGUAAAUGUUAUACAAGUUUUUUUUUCUUUUAGUACUAGUACUAUUUUUAUGACACUUGAAAUACAAAUAGGCCAUAUGAGUACGGAAAUUUGAAGUGUUGCCAGAGAGUAACAUACAAAGAAAGGAAAGAGAAGAGUUAAGGACGAUAAAAGUGUCAUAGGAGAACAGGAGCAAACCAUACCAGAGCACUGCCAGCCACCCACUUUUCCAAGUUUAAAAGCAGAUGGUUAUGGUGUCAGGUUGUUGUUUACAUACAGGUAACAUGCUUUGAACCCACAAGACUCUAAAAGAGUACAUGUAGUGCCGUGCUGGUUGGUAAGCUGCCAUAGCUUUCGAAGAGGAGAAAUAUUACAACUUGAGUUAUGACUAUGACCACACAUAUAAUACUGUUCGUGGUCUUUGAAAGCCAUUGACAGUGACAGUAUCAAUAAAAUGACUUCCAGGAUUUACUUUUUCAAUAGUAAUGUGAACUGAAGUUGAAUUUUUUCAGAUCAGGUCGCAUCUUGGGAAAGGCAAGGUCUGGAUGAGUAGGCCUAUUGCACAAUAAAUAUAUCACUUCACUGGUGCUCUUUCAACAUUGUAGACUAAAGACUUUUUAAAUUGUGUUUAGGUUAGACAGUCAUUUUAAAAAAUGUGUCCAAAGGAGUUAGUACAUGAUACAUGUAGGCCCUACAUGUGAUAAAUUGAGCCUGUGUACAAUUUCUUAUAAUAUUAUGUGUAUUGUGCAAGUACGGCCAACAGCCUAUGCUUACCAGCUGCCAAUGUUGAUGUGAGGAAUACUGGUAAAAUAAAAUAUAUAUGUAUGUUCUUCAAGAA